This is a messenger RNA of Brettanomyces nanus, 2934 nucleotides long. RefSeq lists its product as uncharacterized. Gene Ontology annotation, molecular function: DNA-binding transcription activator activity, RNA polymerase II-specific; RNA polymerase II cis-regulatory region sequence-specific DNA binding; zinc ion binding. The transcript has a single exon. NCBI's taxonomy places the organism in Eukaryota, Fungi, Ascomycota, Pichiomycetes, Pichiales, Pichiaceae. Gene Ontology annotation, cellular component: nucleus. Bases 1 to 2934 code for a protein of 977 amino acids. Gene Ontology annotation, biological process: regulation of transcription by RNA polymerase II; DNA-templated transcription. The record is from RefSeq and is a predicted model, not a curated record.
AUGACGGAACCCAAUAGUUAUGCUUCUGGAAGCGCGGUUCGUGUUAAGAAAACUAGGAAUAGAGUUCCUACAUCGUGUGAGAAUUGUCGAAGGAGAAAGCUCAAAUGUGAUAGGCGUAGACCGUGCAGCAAUUGUGUGAGAAGUCAGAACGAAAGCUUGUGUAAGUAUGCUGUUCAACCCUCCGAAGCAUCUCCAAAGACAAAGUUGACAAAUGAAAUUGUUCAUUUGAAGAUGAAGAUCAACAAGUUGGAACAUAUCCUUCAGAUGAACAAUAUUGACCCCGGUGAGUACAGUGAUUUGUCACUAAUGAUUGGAACCGAUAAGAGCAGCAGCGACAGCUCAUCACCCGAUGGCGAAGCAGAUCCAAUGGUUUCGUUGGCCAACAAAUUUGAUCAGCUUGUCAUCAAGGGAAAUCAUUUUUUGCACUCUGGAACUACCAGCUAUAUGACAUUUGUCGCUGGAGAUAAGACGCUAUCUCAGCUUUAUGAAAAGUACAUGGAGCACCAUCGACUUGCCUAUAAGGAAUAUUUGCGUCGGCUUCAAUUGAAGCCAUCAGACUUUCCUGGAAAUUGUGCUGAUAGUAGUUUGGCACUAUUAAGUGAUACGGCUUUUAGUGAGAUGAAUGCUUGUGGUAUGGAGUCUUUACAGUUACCUGGUGCUGAUAAAGCAUACAGUGUAAUGAAACCUUCUUUUAAUGCGGCAAAGGAUACUUUACGUAUUCUCAACAAAAUCAAUGGUGAAAUUCCACCCCUUUUUGCUGUUAAGGCAUUGAUUGACAACUUCUUCAACAGAGUUUACUACUUGCUCCCGUUUGUUGACGAGAACAAGUUUCGUGAUGAAUUGAGCCGUGUUUUGGUAGAGACUCCUAACGGUGGCUGUCGAUUGGUUCUCGUGCAUAUUGAUAAUACCUCUAUCAUCUCUCUUCUUCUUAUCCUCCUGCGUUUCUCCUAUUUGGCUGUCAACGUUGGUGAUUUGACAGAGAAUCCCAAGCUAAUCGAUAACGCAGAACUAAUUGCAAUGAUUAAAUCAAACAUUGAUAUCGGUCCUUCAUUUAUUGGAUUGGCCAAGGAUUUGCUUAUGUCUUUACCUUUGUCCGAAAACAUCUUUAAGAAGAUUACACCGAGAAACAUUCAGGUUCUUUUAUUUUUGAGGCUUUAUCAAAGUUAUUCUCCGGAAUUGAAUGAGGAAAACCAGGAGAAUGCUAUCAAUCUUGCUAUGAUCAUCGAAAUGGGCCGUGUUAUGGGUUCAAACAGAGAUCCAUCCAACUUCCCGAACGUUCUUCCUGAUGAAAGAAGCAAUAAUAUCUCCAGACGUAUCUACUAUGAACUUCUUUUAUUGGAUACAGUGAACUCAAUCGAGUAUGGAUGCCCAUUAAUUAUCCAAGACGACGAGAGUGCUGUGGAUUUACCGAAGUUGUCCGCUGAAGAUUCUCAAAUCUUGUAUAACUUCAAGAAGGGAAGACCUAUUGGUGUCAACGGUGGUAAGUUGAAGAGCGUUGUUGUGGAAAAAGCUGUGAAUACUGCAACCGCCCUGACUUAUGAGGCCACCAGGUUGAUGAGAGAAGGCAUCAAGGCAUUCCAGAACGUUGGAGAUGGUACCAAAAAGUCGAACUUGACGCACAUUGUUCGUAGAAUGGAAAAUUUCAUGUCCACUAAGCUUCCAUCUCUUACUGCUCUGGUUAGGAAUACGAAUUUUGAGGACUUCCAGGACAUGUGCACCAUGUAUCAGAUCUUUAAGAUUCCUAUGAUUCGAGUGUAUGAGCUACGACUCACAAUGCUUUCACUUCUUAAUUGUUUCUAUUAUCUUCUCUACAUGAACGAGGAUAAGGGAUUCAGCCGCGUCAAGACGGAUUAUGCUGUGAGGGCCACCGAAAUAUCAUUGUCUCUCUUCAAAAAUGCUUAUGACUACGUUACUUAUUACUCUGAAAGUGAAACCCUCAAUGGUACCUCUCCGUCCCAUAUUGAGCUUCGGAAAUUCAGUAUGAAACUGGAGACUUUUUUGGUACGUAUUACGGUGUUUUCUACCCUGAAAUCAAGUCUUUGGAUCUGUUCGUUGUUUCUAAAUUGCGUUCAGGAUGAAGGUCUUGAUUUUCUUAGUAUCUUGUCGAAAUUUGGAUCUUCCACCGAUACUUUGCUGGCAUUGGAUUGGUUCAAUGUUGAUCUUGCGGACGGUACUAACGAACAGUAUCUCUUCAUGCUUUUCCAUUACAUGAAACAGUUUUACUUCAAAUUGUUUUCUUUGAAGGACAAGUUCUUCUGUUGCUGGAGGUCUUCAAUGACAUUGAAGCUCUUCAUAAACUACUUUAAGGAUUCCAACGAAUCCCAGUUCAAGAAAUUUAUUGAUCCUAAUUUCAUGUUCAAUACCACGGCUUCUACAUACGAAGGCCUUGCACUACCUACUGGCAGCAGUAAUGAGACCAACAGUUUAAGUGAUACUGGCAAUGAUACAUCGAAUGCGUCCCUCGAAGACAUCGUUAACAACGAUUUAGGCGAGUUCUUGGAGGGUAGUAAGAAUGAUGUCAACGACAUUCUUUUUGACAGUAUGGAGGAUACUAUCAAUGCGAUUUUUGCGGACAACAAGGCUUAUAGGUCCUCGACAGAGAUGUUCAGCAUGUUUGGAAAUGAUCUUUCGCAAAUGGAGACAAUGUUUUAUGAUAGUAACAAAUCGGAACCCCCUACUCUGACUAGAAAUAAGACGAGUUCUACUGGGAAAAUGACGGAUCCUAGUACCUCUAGUCUAUACAGUACAAGAGAUGAGAGAAAGUCUACUACUACCACUAGCUCAAGAUCACCGUUUGAUACCGGCCACGGAACAGGCUCUGACAUAGACACCGCAGAAUCUUACAUAGACGAUGCGCCGUUGAUGAAGGACAAACAACUGAACUUGGCUGAUUUGUUGGAGAGAUUGAAACAGGAGCCGGGAUUUGAAAUUUAA